This is a messenger RNA of Lactuca virosa, 264 nucleotides long. The record is from the annotation of a GenBank genome assembly. Lineage: Eukaryota; Viridiplantae; Streptophyta; Magnoliopsida; Asterales; Asteraceae.
AUGAAUCACGUUAACCUCUACGCUCUCUCGUUCUCUUCAUCCCGCCUCUCUCUGCCUUUCAUUCCACCUCCGACAAUUGAUACUUCAGCUCGUCCAUCGCCGCCUGAGGAACAACUAUCGUCGCAACAGAAGAGUGAGUCGGGAGAAGUGGAAGACAGUGGCGGUUACGAACACGAGACAGUGGCACGAGACAGUGGCGGUCAAGAACAUGUUCAGAUCUCUCAACGAAAGCGGUCAGAGCUGCACCAACACCGGCCUUCCUAA